Molecule: messenger RNA, 3405 nt
Organism: Peronospora matthiolae
Lineage: Eukaryota; Oomycota; Peronosporomycetes; Peronosporales; Peronosporaceae
Source: the annotation of a GenBank genome assembly
AUGGGCACGACCGCUAGCAGCUCCGCAUCGCGUUCCAGCGUCUUCGUGCCUCCCCGCAGCAGAAGCAGCAGCAAUAGCAACAGUACUUCGACCUAUAGUGCAGGCAAUUAUAGUACAACUACCACUAGUAUCAAUAGUACCAGCUACCGCACGGGGUUCCUCACUGCGCUCCUGUCCAGUCGCCGACUGGAGUUCACGCUCGCCAACAUGCGGACGCUCCACGCGCAGCUCACGCGCUUUGAAGUGCUCCGAGACGCCGAUAUUGUCGAGCUCUUGCGCGUGCUGGCGGAGUUUCUUAUUUACUCGGACCAGCACCGCGUGUCGACCGAAGGUGACGACGAUCAAGAUGCAGCAGCGGCUGGUGCUGCUAGUGAUACGUCCGUGGACGACCUGACAGGGACAAAUGAUGACGCAGGCGCGUUCUUUGACUACUUUGGAGAGACGAAUAUGCUCGCGCUGUUUGUGGAACUAGGGGCCAGUGCACCAUCAAUUGCUGUCCAAGUGCAGUUACUUCAGACGAUGAGCAUAUUGGUGCAGAACAUUGCGACCCGCACGUCGCUGUAUUACAUUUUGAGCAACAAUCACGUGAAUCGGCUCCUCGAGUGCCCAUUUCUCGUCGAUCAAGACGAUGACGUGCGGGAUUGGUACGUCACGCUGCUGAAAGCCUUAUCACUAAGACUGAAUCACGAGACGGUGCAGUUUUUUCUCGACACGCAGCAAGGAGGAGAGGAAAAUAUGGGCUUUCCACUCUAUGCACGCGCGUUGGCGUUUGGACGCUGCAAGGAGACCAUGGUGAAAGUUGCGGUCAAGACAUUAACGCUCAAUGUGCUCAAUGUGCCGGAUAUGCGGGUGCGCCGGUUUGUGCUGCAGUAUGACAACCUCAAGUAUUUUCGAGACAUUGUGGAGAUCGCAAAUGACUUGACUUUGAUGAUACAAGGACUGUUGAAUACCUGGCCAUGCGCAGCUGAACAGACAGCAAAAACAGCCACAUCGGAGAAACUAGAAGAAGCAGUGGACGCGUACAUUGACCACUGCUUUUACUUGCAGGAUUUGCUUGCAGUGGAUGUACCAGAGCUUUGCUACAAAAUUGGAAACUUGCUAUUUGCACGGCAUGUCAGGUGUUUGUUGGCGGCUAGUAUCCUGCCAAAUUGCGCACCUCCACCGCAAAGAGUGUCGACACAACUGGCGCUCUACUUGCUUAGUCGACUGCUGGGCAUUUUGGAGCAUACGCCUCUUGUAAAUGCGAUUGUGUAUAUGAUGCUCUCGUCUGAUGCAGGUGAAAACUACGAGUACUCAAGACUAGUGCUCGGGGCUCGAUCGUCACAGCAGCAGGACGGCUCUCAUUGUCUGGAAGCGUUAGACACAAAUAACGACGUUAGUAACCAUGACGUCGAUGACGGUGAUGACAGUGAAAGCGAUGAUGAUGGUGAAGUGGGUGAUGACGAUGAUGGUGAUGACGGUGGCGACGACAGUGAAGAUGCUGAUGGUGAUGAUCGUGAUAAAGAAGGUGACACUUUGACGACAGAGAACUUGCCGCAAUUGCUGUCUCCACAGCCUUCUAUACGAUGGGAUGAAGAAGCACCGUUGAUGCACACCUUUCGUCCCCAUUCGGCAAGCUCGUGUGAGUCGUCGUUGUGCUACAUUCAAACGCGUUUUUCCAUGGGUGAAUGGCCGGACGACGAGGUGAAGGCCUUUGUUCCGCAAAACGUCAAUUGCUACCGCCAAUCUUUUUUGUCACUGCUUUGUUCCAGUGAUGAGCGCCUUUCGACUACGGCCGUGAUGCUUCUGCUGGCCAUUGUCAAUAACAAGGCCGCUGAUCACUCUCUAUUACGCGAGCUGGACCUGCUACCCUUCCGUUAUCGCCACCGACAACGUGUCGAUUGCGAUGAUAAUCGGGAAGUUGCGGAUGACCGCGAGGCUAUUGUGCCACAGUGCGAGGCUGAAGAGAAAGUUGGGAUUGGAACUUCGAAUCCACCAGUCACUACACACGUCCCGUCUUCGUGUGAUUGUUCUGGCCCACAAGAAAAUGUUGACGACGAUGCAAACGAAGCUUUUGAGAUUAAUGAUAUUGGUACAGAAGCACCAAACGAAGAUGACGAUGAAGUGUCCAGUGCCGCCGGAUUCGGUCGUGAUCCGUCAUUCAGUACAGACGAGUAUCCUCAUUGGCUGAUCGACUUGAUAUUGAAAGUUCUUGCGCAAAACCUGACCUCGCGCUUGCUUAGUGUGCAACUGUGCACGCGUGUGCUAGUGGACAUGAUGGUGGACACGUGCACUCCGACUUUGCAUUGCCUUGUUCAGCACCAUGCUGCUGCGCUCAAGAGUAUCCACUCGAAUAGCGCACGCCUUACUGCGGAGAGUAUGCGGGGCACUAUGGCUGAAGUUGAUCUAUUUCUGUACGUGUUGGAGAAAGAGGUGGAAGCGUUCCAGCGUACAGCCUUCCCGAUGGAGUUGCAGCUAGAUUCUUCAUCGCCGUUUGAGUGCCUCAUUCCACUUGAGACGGCAGAGGCUACAACCUCUCUGCCAUGGGCUGGUAUCCGGGACACGUUGGCUCUACGUUGCCCCGUGAAUGACAUCGAAGUAUGCCGCAAAUCUGUGCGAGUAUUUCUCUUGUUGCGGAAACUGCGUGAACUCCUGGACGCAAGCUACGUAAACGAUGGUCUGGAAUGGCUAGUUGCUAACCGGCACCCGCGUACUAGUGUGCUCGCAAGUGCUGCAGCUGGAAGGCACCCGUGCACUGUGGCGUUGGACGGGAUGGUAUCUAUCAGGUGUAUGUAUCGUGAGCAGCGCUUUCUGCUGAUGCCUACGAAGCUUCUGAUGGUAAUGAAUCCCGAGGCAUUUGUACUCAUGGAGAAGAUUCCUGAUCAAAGCAGCGAUAGUAGUUCGCAUGACGGGGAAGGAGAAGGUGUCGUUAGGAUGUUUGCACCAGUCCACCGUACGUACUGCAAAGUGGAUCCACGAGACGAUCGAGUGCUACAGGUGUUGGUGCGCUCUGCAGUGUCUGUGCCAGGUUGCCGAAGUGCCCGAAAAGACCAUCAGGACGCAUCAACAUCAGGCAAGCUUCAGGACUGGCAUGUGUUGCUGAUGUUUCCAACUUCAGAAGAUUGUGCUCAGGCACGAGCGCAUAUUACAAUCAGCGGGACUGAGGUGCGCGCAUUCAAGCUGCAUCAGAUUAAGAGAAGCUUCACCGCCCAUCUAGAGGUGACUCAGUCGAGCAGCAAUAAUGAGCGGCAAAGGUCGUGGUUUACGAACGUCGAAUUUGAUGCAAGUAUUAGUGAAAGUGGCGACAAAAAUGACGGCAAAAGCAUUGAGAUCGAGACAGGAGGCGAGGACAGUGAAAUUAAUGAUGACAAAGAAGAAGGAGAAGGAAGAGAUGAAGAUGAAAGCGAAGCGGGAAGGAGUGAGUGA